GCUCAUUGGACAGUCACCCGGAAGUUAUCAGAGGGAUUUUUGGGGGGCGGCAAAUCUGAGAAGGAAAAGUUGUUGUUUGUUUAUUUUUAGGGCUGUUAGACUACAUAUCCGCGUUAGGGAACUAUUCGUCGCGGUCCUCGUCAUCUUAUUCAUUCACAAUGUGCGAGAAGAUCCAGAAGGUGAACAGCUGGCUCGGCGCGGUGUUCGGGGAUCAGCCGGUGCCACACUUUGAAGUCAACACCAGGACGGUGGACGUCCUGUACCAGCUGGCCCGGUCCAGUGAAGCCCGCUGCGGGGAGGCGGCUCUUCUCACAGAAGACCUCAAACAGAAAGCGUCCGAGUAUCAGUCCGAGGGUGCUCAUUACCGUGAUGUCCUCCUACAAGGCUUGGGUUUGUCCUGCGCAAGCCUGUCCAAACCCGCCGAUGACUAUUUGUCUGCCUUAGUGGACACGGCCAUGGUACUCGGGGUCAGAGACACGUCGCUGGGCAGCUUCAUGCCAGCAAUGAACCACCUCACCAACUCCCUGCUGGAGGAAGAGAAGUCCAACCGGAGACUGGAGAGGGAACUCGUGGCUUUGAGGAACAGACUCGGUGCCACUAUGGUGCUGCGGAGCAGCUUGCAAGAGGACAUCAACAAGACUGUCACGUCUCAGUCAGUGGAGAGCGCCAAGGCGGAGGAGAGGAUGCUCAACAUGGAUUUUGUUACGGCGAAGGCCAAGGAGCUCAGCAGCCGGCGGGAGCGGGCAGAGGCUCAACUCGUCUCCAGGAACAUGGACAAAUCCCUCACCCACCAGGCUAUUGUGCAGCUCUCUGAGGAAGUCGCCGUGCUGAAACAAGAAAUAAUCCCCUUGAAAAAGAAACUGGAGCCUUACAUGGACUUGAGCCCAAGCCCAUCUCUUGCUAAAGUGAAAAUAGAAGAAGCAAAAAGAGAAUUGGCUGUAAUUAGUUCCCAACUUGAGACGAAUAUGGAUUUCAAGUGAAGAUGUUCAAAAUGUACAUUUUGAGCUGUAAAUAUCUAUUUCCAAAAAAAACAAUAAAGUAAUUGUUUCCAUA
Gasterosteus aculeatus aculeatus (three-spined stickleback) is the source of this 1053-nucleotide messenger RNA. RefSeq names its product HAUS augmin-like complex, subunit 1 (gene haus1). Lineage: Eukaryota; Metazoa; Chordata; Actinopteri; Perciformes; Gasterosteidae. Gene Ontology annotation, cellular component: HAUS complex; cytosol. Gene Ontology annotation, biological process: spindle assembly; centrosome cycle. The record is from RefSeq and is a predicted model, not a curated record.